AUGGACUUCAAUGGCACAUGGAAAGUUUAUUCUGAGGAAAACCUUGAGGAGUUCCUAAAAGUAGUAGGUGCACCUCAAAUGGUUGUCAAAAUGCGAAAGGAAGUCAAACCGGUGCUAGUGAUCGAGCAGAACGGCAAAGACUUCACCUACACAAUGAAGACUCCCAUGUGCACUAAAGUCCACUCAUUCAGCAUCGGAAAGGAGUCAGAGAUGACUUCUGUGGAUGGCAGGAAGUUUAAGUGCACUGUCAGAGAGGAGAAUGGCAAACUGAUUGCUGAGACUGACAAAUUCACCUCUGUCCGAGAGAUCCAAGGGGACGACAUGGUGGAGACUUUCACUUCUGGCUCUGUGACUUUCAUCAGCAGAAGCAAACGAAUCUGAUCAACACCUGGCAGCUACAGUAGCUCAGCUUCAAGGAGGA
Messenger RNA from Micropterus salmoides (largemouth bass), 421 nucleotides. Its product is annotated as fatty acid-binding protein, liver-like. Gene Ontology annotation, molecular function: fatty acid binding. Lineage: Eukaryota; Metazoa; Chordata; Actinopteri; Centrarchiformes; Centrarchidae. Gene Ontology annotation, biological process: fatty acid transport. The record is from RefSeq and is a predicted model, not a curated record. The transcript is spliced from 4 exons. Gene Ontology annotation, cellular component: cytosol; nucleus. Bases 1 to 381 code for a protein of 126 amino acids.